GUCUGUGGUCCCCUAGUCUUUGGUUUUGUGGUUUUGGUUUGAGUUGUUUGUAUUUGUACGUAUUUAUUUCCAAUUUUAAUUUUCCAAAUAAAGCCGGGAAUCCUUAGUGAACAUAAUUUUACUUCCUAAAUAAAUGUAGAAGAACUUUCAACUUAACGAAAUGGCACAAUCACAAUUCGCAUUGUCGUGGGAAUCUUAUAAAUCUAAUGUCUGCUCAGGAUUUAGUUCUUUUCAGCAGAAUGGAGAGCUGGUUGAUAUGACUUUGGCGGCGGAUGGUCAUUUGGUAAAAGUACAUCAAGUGUUGAUAGCUUUAGCCAGCCCUUAUUUGAAACAACUAAUCGUAUCAGUGCCUACUCAACAUCCUGUUAUAUUUCUCAAUAAUGUGUCUCACCCAACCCUGUCUCUCAUAUUGGAGUACAUAUACACUGGAGAGGUUAGAGUGGCUGCUGAAAAUUUAUCUGCCUUUAUGGAUGCUGCUAAGUCUCUGCACAUAAGAGGUUUGGAAAAUAUAACUGACAGUGGUAGUUCGACAACCAGGACAGAGACUAGCAUGAAUCAAAGCAACAUGGACACCACGAGAAGCUUCAAAAAAAUAGAGCAGAUUUUACCGCCGAAUGCAAAAAAAAUAUUUGUCAACGUCAGUGCAGAUUCAGGAAUGGUAGCUGUAGAACAAGCAAAUGUUGACGACAGUAUGCACGACUACUCGGAUAGGAUGGAUGACACCGAACAUGACUUUGAUUACGAUGACGACGAUGACAACAAAACAGUUGACACGCCGAGCAAGACUGACCACGAAACAAAAACGGCUGCCAAUGUAGGAGCACAGGAAAAAUUAGAUAAAAUGAAUCUCCAAUUCACGGUGUCGAUCCGCGGUGCGCUGCAAAUCAUCCUGAACCGGUACAUCUACAACCUGCACUCGUCGCAGAGCACCGGCGUGCGGCGCUGGCGGUGCAUCGACUAUCGCAACAGGAAGUGUUUGGCGUUCGUCACCACGCAGGGGAACGUUGUAUUGAAUAGAGCAAAUCCGCACAACCACUCGUUCCACGACAAGAAGAUUAUAGAUAAAAUUGAGAAAAACGCAGUAUAUUCGGCCAUAGACGAUGUCAAAGAUUUGGAAAAUGUCAAAACGCAUACAAAAAAGGGGUCCGACAGUAGUGAUUUUGUUUCAUUAGUUAUUAUAAUGUUGCUAUACUAUUUCUUAUUGAUACUUCCUUGUGCUAUUUGUGGUGUAUUACCCGAAAAAUAUAUCCAAGUGCAAGGAUACAAAUGCGAUCCAGCAGUGAAGAAACUACAGGAGUAUAUUCGGAUUGACACAAGCAAGCAGGAAAAUGUGGACCUUAGUGUGCAGUUCUGGAGGCGUGAAGCAGCAAAACUUGGCUUGCCCUUCAAAGUAUAUAGGCCGGGCAGGCUGCCAGUGUGUAUUACUACCCUUGAAGGCAACAAGCCUGAUCUUCCCAGCAUACUGCUCAAUUCACAUUCAGAUGUCGUGCCUGUUGACGCUGAGCUGUGGACUUAUCCUCCAUUUUCUGGACACAUAGAUGACAACGGCAUUUUAUUUGGACGCGGUACACAAGACACAAAAGGUGUUAGCAUUCAAUACAUGGAAGCGAUUAGGAGGUUAAUUGAGAAGAAUGUUACUUUGGAUAGAACUGUGCAUGUUAUGGUUGUUCCAGAUGAAGAAACCGGAAGUUUCGAUGGACUGAUCCCAUUUCUCAAAACAGACGAUUUCAAGUCUUUAAAUAUUGGAUUUGCCUUGGACGAGGGCAUAACGUCGACAGAUGAUACGAUGUUCGGGACCUAUGUAGAUAAACGACCCUGGCAAAUGCAAUUUAACCUUCAAGGCGCUAGUGGGCACGGAAGCUCAAUACAGAAGCAAACUGUUAUGGAACAGGUUCAAACUUUAAUAAACAUGGCUAUGGAAUAUAGAAAUCAACAACUUGUUAUAAUGUCAGCUAAUUCACCCAUAGACUACGGCUCAUACUCCACGCUCAAUAUGAAUAUGCUUAAUAGUGGAAUAGCUAAUAAUGUAAUUCCCAGUAAGGCGUCUGCAGUGAUGGACAUUCGCUUGUCAGUCGAUCAGAAUAUAUCGGACUUCGAAGCAUUGAUUGACUCUUGGUUGGCGAAACUUGGAAAUAAAACUACUAUAAAAUUUAUAAGACGGGUCGAGAAGUCUGCCGCGACAGUCGUGGACGAAUCCAACACCUACUGGGUGGCGCUACGAGACACUGUGAAAGGGUUAGGUUUUAAAAUCGUGCCCGCAGUGUGUCCAGCCACUUCUGACAUGUUGCUGCUACGGGAGAUCGGCAUACCGGCCAUUGGGUUCUCAUCUAGAACUAACAUGGUCAGCAGGAUGCACGACGUCGAUGAAUACAUACCAGUGGACAACUUCCUUCGUGGGAUCGAUAUAUAUGAAGCGAUUAUUAAAAGAUUGGCCAACCUUCCUGAUGGGAAUGAAAAUACUGAUAAUUGUUUUCCAAAAUAGCCUCUUUGUCUGUUACAACUAAUGCAAUAAAAAUAUUUGAAUCUU
Messenger RNA from Bicyclus anynana (squinting bush brown), 2527 nucleotides. Its product is annotated as aminoacylase-1-like. Gene Ontology annotation, cellular component: cytoplasm. Gene Ontology annotation, molecular function: aminoacylase activity; protein binding. The transcript is spliced from 18 exons. The record is from RefSeq and is a predicted model, not a curated record. Bases 161 to 2482 code for a protein of 773 amino acids. Gene Ontology annotation, biological process: amino acid metabolic process. NCBI's taxonomy places the organism in Eukaryota, Metazoa, Arthropoda, Insecta, Lepidoptera, Nymphalidae.